Molecule: messenger RNA, 3647 nt
Organism: Arvicola amphibius (Eurasian water vole)
Lineage: Eukaryota; Metazoa; Chordata; Mammalia; Rodentia; Cricetidae
Gene: Adamts2
Product: ADAM metallopeptidase with thrombospondin type 1 motif 2
Exons: 22
Coding region: 1-3624 (1207 amino acids)
Biological process (GO): extracellular matrix organization; proteolysis
Molecular function (GO): zinc ion binding; metalloendopeptidase activity
Source: RefSeq, a predicted model, not a curated record
AUGCAGAGUGUGGUGCUGGGGGGACGGGAAAACCCCGCAGCGGAGAGCGCAGAACCAGCACCAGCGGGUCCGGGGGAGCCAGGGCGAGGCGGCGCCCGGGGACGCUCGGGAGGAGCCGGCGGGCCCCCAGGGCACGGAGCCGAGCGCAUCCUGGCGGUGCCGUUGCGCACUGACGCCCAGGGCCGCUUGGUGUCCCACGUGGUGUCUUCGGAGACGGCUGGGGCGGGGGUACGAGCCCGCAGAGCCGCCCCGGUCCAAACCUCAGACUUGCCCGGAGGCGACGUGCAGGACCCUGGAGGCCGCCUCUUCUACAACCUCACGGUCUUCGGCCGAGACCUGCACCUGCGUCUGCGGCCCAACGCUCGCCUCGUGGCUCCGGGGGCCACCGUGGAGUGGCAGGGUGAGACGGGUGACACCCGGGUGGAGCCUUUGCUUGGGACCUGUCUCUACGUUGGAGACGUGGCCGGCUUAGCCAAAGCCUCCUCAGUGGCGCUCAGUAACUGUGAUGGGCUGGCUGGUCUGAUCCGUAUGGAAGAGGAGGAGUUCUUUAUUGAGCCCCUGGAGAGGGGUCAGGCGGAUCGGGAGGCUGAGCAAGGCCGAGUACAUGUGGUGUAUCGCAGACCGCCCACUCCCAAAUCCCCUCCUCUGGCGGGGCCACAGGUUUUGGACACAGGAGCCUCCCGGGGCAGCCUGGAGAGCCUCAGCCGAGCCCUGGGUGUCCUGGAGGAGCACAUCAGCAGCUCCCGGCGGAGGGUGCGCAGGCACGCCACCGACGAUGACUACAACAUCGAGGUCCUGCUGGGCGUGGAUGACUCAGUGGUCCAGUUCCACGGGACGGAGCACGUGCAGAAGUACCUGCUGACACUCAUGAACAUUGUCAAUGAAAUCUACCAUGACGAGUCCCUGGGGGCCCACAUCAAUGUUGUGCUGGUCAGGAUCAUCCUUCUGAGCCACGAGAAGUCCAUGAGCCUCAUUGAGAUUGGGAACCCCUCUCAGAGUCUGGAGAAUGUCUGCCGCUGGGCCUACCUCCAGCAGAAGCCGGACACCGACCACGACGAGUACCACGACCAUGCCAUCUUCCUCACACGACAGGACUUCGGGCCCUCGGGCAUGCAAGGCUAUGCUCCUGUCACUGGGAUGUGCCACCCGGUCCGCAGCUGCACCCUGAACCAUGAGGAUGGCUUCUCCUCGGCAUUUGUGGUGGCUCAUGAGACUGGCCAUGUGCUGGGCAUGGAGCAUGAUGGGCAGGGCAACCGCUGCGGUGACGAGGUACGGCUGGGCAGCAUCAUGGCACCCUUGGUACAGGCUGCCUUCCAUCGAUUCCACUGGUCCCGCUGCAGCCAGCAGGAGCUCGGCCGCUACCUGCACUCCUAUGACUGCCUGCGUGACGAUCCCUUCGCCCAUGACUGGCCGGCCUUGCCUCAGCUCCCAGGGCUGCACUAUUCCAUGAACGAGCAGUGUCGAUUCGACUUUGGCCUGGGCUACAUGAUGUGCACUGCGUUCCGGACCUUUGACCCCUGCAAACAGCUGUGGUGCAGUCACCCCGACAACCCUUACUUUUGCAAGACAAAGAAGGGUCCCCCACUGGACGGGACUAUGUGUGCGCCUGGCAAGCAUUGCUUUAAAGGUCACUGCAUCUGGCUGACACCUGACAUCCUCAAACGAGACGGCAAUUGGGGCGCCUGGACUCCGUUCGGCUCCUGCUCACGCACGUGCGGCACAGGUGUGAAGUUCAGGACCCGCCAGUGUGACAAUCCACACCCAGCCAACGGGGGCCGCACCUGCUCCGGCCUGGCCUAUGACUUCCAGCUCUGCAACCCCCAGGACUGCCCCAACGCCCUGGCUGACUUCCGGGAGGAGCAGUGCCGCCAGUGGGACCUGUACUUUGAACACGGCGAUGCCCAGCACCACUGGCUGCCCCAUGAGCACCGGGAUGCCAAGGAGAGAUGCCACCUCUAUUGUAAAUCUAAGGAGACGGGGGAGGUGGUGUCCAUGAAGCGCAUGGUGCAUGAUGGGACACGCUGCUCCUACAAGGACGCCUUCAGCCUCUGUGUGCGUGGGGACUGCAGGAAGGUGGGCUGUGAUGGGGUAAUUGGCUCCCGCAAGCAGGAGGACAAGUGUGGCGUGUGUGGAGGUGACAACACCCACUGUAAAGUGGUGAAGGGCACGUUCACGAGGUCACCCAGGAAGCAAGAGUACAUCAAAAUGUUUGAGAUCCCUGCUGGAGCCAGACACCUGCUCAUCCAGGAGGCCGACACCACCAGCCACCAUCUGUCUGUCAAGAGCCUGGAGACAGGCAAGUUCAUCUUAAAUGAAGAGAAUCACUUGGACCCCAAUUCUAGAACCUUCAUCGCCAUGGGUGUGGAGUGGGAAUACAGGAAUGAAGAUGAGAGGGAAACGCUGCAGACCAUGGGCCCGCUCCACGGAACCAUCACCGUCCUGGUUAUCCCCGACGGAGACUCUCGGAUCUCACUGACAUACAAAUACAUGAUCCAUGAGGACUCGCUCAAUGUCGACGACAACAAUGUCCUGGAAGACGACUCUGUGCGCCAUGAGUGGGCCCUGAAAAAGUGGUCUCCCUGCUCCAAGCCCUGCGGUGGAGGGUCCCAGUUCACCAAGUAUGGCUGCCGUAGGAGGCUGGACAGCAAGAUGGUGCACCGAGCCUUCUGCAGUGCCCUGGCCAAGCCCAAAGCCAUCCGCCGAGCUUGCAACCCUCAGGAGUGUUCCCAGCCUGUGUGGGUCACCGGUGAGUGGGAGCCUUGUAGUCAGAGCUGUGGGCGAACCGGCAUGCAGGUGCGCUCCGUACGCUGUAUUCAGCCCCUGCACAACAACACCACCCGCUCUGUGCACACCAAACACUGCAACGACCACCGUCCUGAGAGCCGUAGGGCCUGCAACCGUGAGCUCUGCCCUGGGCGGUGGCGGGCUGGGUCCUGGUCCCAGUGUUCGGUAACCUGUGGCAAUGGCACCCAGGAGCGACCAGUCCUCUGCCGCACUGCAGAUGAUAAUUUCGGUGUCUGCCGGGAGGAGCGGCCCGAGACAGCAAGGAUCUGCAGGCUUGCAUCCUGUCCCCGGAACAUCUCUGAUCCCUCCAAGAAGAGCUACGUGGUUCAGUGGCUGUCCCGGCCUGACCCUGACUCGCCCAUCCGGAAGAUCUCGUCAAAGGGCCAGUGCCAAGGCGACAAGUCAAUGUUCUGUAGGAUGGAAGUCUUGUCUCGCUAUUGCUCCAUCCCCAGCUACAACAAGCUCUGCUGCAAGUCCUGCAACCCGCCCGGCAACCUCAGCCUCAUAGAGGACGCAGGCGAGGAACCUCCACUGGGGAAGCACAAUGACAUCGAUGUGUUCAUGCCCACACUCCCGGGACCCACUGUAGCUACACAGGUGCAGCCUUUGUCAGGGCCUCCCUUGGAGGCCCCCCUCAAUGCCUCCAGCAUCAAUGCCACGGAGGACCACCCAGAAACCAAUGCUGUGGAUGUCCCCUACAAGAUCCAUGGUGUGGAUGAAGAGGUCCAGUCUACCAACCUGAUCCCCCGACGACCGAGCCUGAAUGUAAAGACGAGGAACCAAAGAAUCCAGGAGCUCAUUAAUGCAGUGCAGAGAAAAGAGAAGGCCGGAAAGUUCUAAUAAAAUGGAAAGAUUCGCAUCAA